AUGGUGACCUCCUGCCCCACGAGUCCCGCCGCCCGGGCCAGGAGGCGGGACAACGACCAGAACCUCCGCGCCCCGGUGAAGAAGAGCAGGCGUCUGCGCCUCCGAAGGAAGGAACCGCUUCAGCCCCUGAACUCGCUCCCGCUUCUUGGAGACUCUGGCGUUUGCGACUUGUUCGAGUCCCCUAGUUCUGGCUCGGAUGGCGUAGACAGCCCCGCGGCGUCUGCGGCGCGGGACUGCGGCCUCCUGCCCGGCCCUGCCCGGCCAUGGGCACAGCUAGACCUACAGACCUUCCGCGACUAUGGCCAGAGCUGCUACGCCUUCCACAAGGCGCGGGAGAGCCACUUCCAUCCGCGGGAGUCGCUGGCGCAGCAGCCACAAGUGACCGCCGAAUCCCGCUGUAAACUGCUAAGCUGGCUGAUCCCUGUGCACCGCCAAUUUGGUCUCUCCUUUGAGUCGCUAUGCUUGACUGUGAACAUUCUGGACCGCUUCCUCAUCACCACACCGGUGGCUGCAGACUGCUUCCAGCUACUUGGAGUCACUUCCUUACUCAUCGCUUGCAAACAGGUGGAGGUACAUCCGCCACGCGUGAAGCAGCUACUGGCAUUGUGCUGCAACACCUUCUCGAGGCAACAGCUCUGCAACCUCGAGUGCAUCGUGCUGCACAAGCUGCACUUCAGCCUGGGCGCGCCCACCAUCAGCUUCUUUCUGGAGCAUUAUACGCACGUGCGAGUGGAGGCGGAGCAGGCGGAGGUCUCAGAGGCCCUGGAGGCACAAACUCUGGCGCAGGGGAUGGCGGAGCUGAGCCUAGCGGACUAUGCCUUCACUAGCUACUCCCCCUCCCUCCUGGCCAUCUGCUGCUUGGCGCUGGCGGACCGCAUGCUUCGGCUCCCAAGUCCGGUGGACCUGCUCCUCGGCGAGCACCCAGAGGCGGCGCUGCAGGACUGCCUGGGCAAGCUGCAGCUACUGGUGACCAUCAACGAGGCCUCCUUGACUCACAUGCUGCCUCUCCAGAUUUGCGAGAAGUGCAGCCUGGCCCCGAGCUUGAUUAAAGCAGUCCCUUGA
Chrysochloris asiatica (Cape golden mole) is the source of this 1062-nucleotide messenger RNA. RefSeq names its product cyclin O (gene CCNO). The record is from RefSeq and is a predicted model, not a curated record. Lineage: Eukaryota; Metazoa; Chordata; Mammalia; Afrosoricida; Chrysochloridae. Gene Ontology annotation, cellular component: cytoplasm; cyclin-dependent protein kinase holoenzyme complex; nucleus. Gene Ontology annotation, biological process: mitotic cell cycle phase transition; regulation of cyclin-dependent protein serine/threonine kinase activity. The transcript is spliced from 3 exons. The coding region runs from base 1 to 1062 and encodes 353 amino acids. Gene Ontology annotation, molecular function: cyclin-dependent protein serine/threonine kinase regulator activity.